GUGGCCUUCAGGGACAUAAAAAAAUCCAGCAGAGAACCUGUCAGUAAACAUCGGGUACUUUUAAAAAGAAGUUCGCCUCGCUGGUCUUUUUUUCUUCGUUGGUUUUGUCGUCCAGCAUGGCUUGGACAAAAUAUCAGCUGUUCCUCGCGGGACUAAUGCUGACAACUGGAUCAAUCAAUACGCUAUCAGCGAAAUGGGCUGACUUGUUUUCAGCAAAGGGUUGCCACGAUGACCCAGAGCACGACUUCUCCCACCCGUUUGUACAGGCAGUGGGGAUGUUCCUCGGAGAGUUCAGCUGUCUCGUCGUCUUCUACAUCUUGCUGUUCCACGACAAAAGCAGGCCAGAACCCAGGAUGAACCCCGGCCAGAGCUUCAACCCUCUGCUCUUCUUCCCUCCUGCCAUGUGUGACAUGAUGGCCACCUCCAUCAUGUAUGUUGCUCUGAACAUGACGAGCGCCUCCAGCUUCCAGAUGCUUCGUGGGUCGGUUAUCAUCUUCACCGGCCUGCUCUCUGUGGCUUUCCUGGGGCGCCGCCUGCUCCCCAGUCAGUGGUUUGGCAUCUGCGUCACCAUCCUGGGCCUGGUCGUUGUCGGGCUUGCUGACUUUAUCAGCGGACACAGAGACGACACCCACAAACUCAGCGACGUCAUAACGGGCGACCUCCUGAUCAUCAUGGCUCAGAUCAUUGUUUCAGUGCAGAUGGUUCUUGAGGAAAAGUUUGUUUACAAGCACGACGUCCAUCCUCUUCGAGCCGUUGGAACUGAAGGCCUUUUUGGAUUUGUUGUCCUGUCGCUGCUGCUCAUUCCGAUGUACUUCAUUCACGUCGGCAGCUUCAGCAACACCCCCCGGCAGGUUCUGGAGGACGCCUUAGACGCCUUCUGCCAAAUCGGACACAAACCUCUGAUCUUGUUGGCUCUGCUGGGGAACACGGUCAGCAUCGCCUUCUUUAACUUCGCCGGAAUCAGUGUUACUAAGGAGAUCAGCGCCACCACCCGCAUGGUGCUGGACAGCCUGCGCACGCUGGUCAUCUGGGUGGUGAGCCUGGCGCUGGGCUGGGAGCAGUUCCACGGCCUGCAGGUUCUGGGCUUCUUGGUUUUGCUGCUGGGGACGGCGCUCUACAAUGGCCUCCACCGCCCCCUCCUGGCCAGAAUACCAUGGUGCAUGGCCAGAAUGCACACUGAGGAAGAGGAGGGCAGCAGCGGCGAAAGAGACAGACUGCUGGAUAAUGGCCGGGCGCAGACGGCUGAAGACACAUAGACGGACUGAUGCCGUCACACAGACACUUUACAUCAAUGCUGUCAGCUCCUUUUUAUACAGGGAAAAAAAAACUUUUAUGAAAUGCGGGAGAAAACAUUUUAGUUUUUUUUUAUAAUUUAAUGAGGGAAAAAAGGAAAAGGCACAUUUGUGUACCGUACCACACAUAUGCAGCUCAUAAAUGUUAUGGGUUCUUAUGUUUAGAUAAAAACUUACAAAGUGAUCUUUUGAUUUAAAACCCUGAAAGAUUGGCCUCUAAUAGGGUCUGAUUUAAAAGCAUCUAAUACAAUUAAUAUUCCUAGCAAUCUUUAUCAUUAAUUUUUUCUAGUCUUUUCACAUUAAAAGCCUACUCUGCGAUAAGAAAACGUUCAGUACGAGCUUUGUUGUAGGUUUUUUUGUAGCAGUUUGGAGCUGAAGUGACUCAUAAUCACGUGGCUUCAGAUUACAGUGCAAAUUCAGCCAUUUUUUUCUUUUUUUCCUGAAAAUGCUAAAAUCUCUUGGCGGUUCUGUUCUUUUAUGUGCGGUUAAAAAAAGGCAGAUUUUGUAUUCAUCAUCACUUUCUUCCUUCGUGCCAAUAUGAACUUCCUACUAAUGGAUUUCUGUCAGGGUAUUUGAAAGUGCUGACAGACUUUGUUUUUUUUUGUUGUUUUUUUUAGCACAAUUUCCAAAAAAUUUAGAAAUUAUCCUUUAAAAGAACUGCUUUGUCUGUUUUGUUAGUAUUUUUUUUUUCAUUUUAUUUUUUUAUAAUUGAGGAGUUUUUUUAAGUGAAAAAACAUGUUCAGGACACUAAUAGAGGAGCUAGAGUUGGUUCUACAAUAUUUACACAAUAUUUACUGCCAAGUUGAUGAAGAAAAAAAUUAUGUUGUCUUGAUUUUCUCCCAAUUUCUGAACUGAAGGACCAAAAUCAAACAUGAGUAAUAGUUAAGGAUGAGCCUUGUAUCACUGUUUUGUAUUUUCAUUUGAAAAGGUUAAUUUUUUGUGAGGAAUUUACAUUUUUGUGCCAUGUUUUUUUCUUUUCUUUUUCAGGAAUGUGCUGUUGCAACUGCACUACAAAUGCUUCAGAGGGACACUGUCAUAGACAGUUUUUAAGUGUUGAUUUGUAUCAACAGGUCAGAGCUAAUACACAAGUUAGUUGUGGUUAUUGUCUGUUUUGGUUUUCCUAAAUAAUUUGUUGCAACCCGCGGAAAGAAAAAGGGAGCUCCUGUCAUGUUUCCUGUCUGCUGUUGAUUUUACAAAAGAGCCAUUUAAAGACGGUCAAAAUAAAAACUGGGAUGUGCAGGUGUAUCAGUGAAAUUGAAAUUAAAUCUAUGACUUUAAAAUGUG
Oryzias latipes (Japanese medaka) is the source of this 2576-nucleotide messenger RNA. RefSeq names its product solute carrier family 35 member F6 (gene slc35f6). The record is from RefSeq and is a predicted model, not a curated record. Gene Ontology annotation, biological process: transmembrane transport. Gene Ontology annotation, molecular function: transmembrane transporter activity. NCBI's taxonomy places the organism in Eukaryota, Metazoa, Chordata, Actinopteri, Beloniformes, Adrianichthyidae. Gene Ontology annotation, cellular component: intracellular membrane-bounded organelle; membrane.